This is a messenger RNA of Varroa destructor (honeybee mite), 1750 nucleotides long. Its product is annotated as programmed cell death protein 6-like. Lineage: Eukaryota; Metazoa; Arthropoda; Arachnida; Mesostigmata; Varroidae. The record is from RefSeq and is a predicted model, not a curated record. Gene Ontology annotation, molecular function: calcium ion binding.
AGUUGACGCAACGUGUUUAUUCCGUAAAAUGGUAACCGACGCCCUACGUGCGCGACGUACUUAGUCUGUCUUCGUCACUCAAUUAAAGCAUAUUUAGUGAAGAGUUUUGAAUAACUAGCAGACGCUCGCCACAGCCCAUGUUUACAACUCAUUCGGCCCAUUCGAAACGAAUUGACAGUGUUGCCUCGCAACAUUCGCAGUAGUAGUAGCAGCAGUAAUUCAGGAUUAUUGUUUGUUGACUUUUUGUUGUGCCUGUGAGUGCGGCGAAGUUCUUACUAGUGCGCGUUAUUCAAUUCUUUGUCUAUUAUCUCCUACCAUAAAAACCAUGGCCUACAAUCCCUACGGUGCUCCAUCAGUAAACCCUCAGGUUCAGCACAUGUUUAUGGCUGUCGACAAAGAUCGUUCCGGUCAAAUCACGGCGAAAGAGCUUCAAGUAGCUCUGAUCAAUUCAAAUUGGAGUCCCUUUAAUGAAGUACGUAUUGAGACUUGCCGUUUGAUGAUCUCAAUGUUCGACCGGGAUGGUACGGGCACAAUCAAUCUUCACGAGUUCCAGCAGCUAUAUGACUAUAUUGAGCAGUGGAAACGCUGUUUCCAGGGCUUCGAUCAGGACAAAUCUGGCAAUAUUUCUUCCGAUGAGCUGCAUCAAGCGCUCACUACGUUCGGAUAUCGGCUAAGCCCGCACUUUUCGGAGCUUCUCGUGCGCAAGUUCGACCGUUUCGGCCGUCGUUCAAUGGAGUUCGAUUCCUUUAUACAGGCGUGUGUCAUGCUGAAAUGCCUCACAGACGCGUUCCGCAUGAAGGACACCGCUCAAAACGGCACGAUCACCGUCCAAUAUCAGGACUUCCUCGAGAUGGUAUUCAACAACGCUAUCUACUGAGCAGUACUACGGCACAGCAAGCUAAACCUUCUCGUGUAUUACCUCUAGUUGAUGGGAUCAACAAUAAUACGACUGCCGAUAACCCAAUACCAAUUCAUAAUUUGUUAGACGAUAGUGCCUUCGCGUAAACGAUAGGCACAUUCCAUCCAAGUAAACUAAGAGAGAUAAAAAAUUCUAUAAAAGAUACUAGAUCCGCGUAUAUACUGUCAACGCGACUAUGUACAGCAAUAUUUAGGGCUAUCUCGACAGAAGCUAUAACUGUUCUUGACUUUGAUCACCUAGAACCCCACCUAUUACCCCAAAAAUACUAAGAUAACAUUCGUAAAACUGUUGAAUAACAGAAGAAAUGGUCAAACAACACGAAAUUUUCCAUUGAGGUUGACAAGGAUAUGUAGCAAAAAAUACUUAUACAUACAUUUAACUAUGUACUCAACAUCACAUAAGUGUGCUAGCCAUGUUAUCCUAGCACACACAGUGAUUCGAGAGGAAUGAUUGAGUUCAGCGCAUAAGUUUUUAAGAAGUUUAGCCGGCUGAACUAUGACUUUUAAGUAAUGACUGUCUAAUAUGUAGAUUGUGAUCAUUAUUACAUUGCAAAAUCGACGAGGUUACCUUGAUACGUGAAGGCGUGCGCCGUUCAGCAGAUGAACAUUGUUGAAAGCGAAUUUGAAGCAAUUGCACCAAGCAUUCACUAACACCACAUAAAAAUGUUUUUUUUUGCUGUACUACGCCGGUAGCAAAGGCUACGUGCGACCAGUACGUACUAACAACAAGAACGAAUCGAAAACAUGGGGACACACUUAUACUUCUCCUUUAUACGUAACCUUCGCCCAGCGUGUAUUUUGCGGCUAAUUGCGGCUCCGCAUCCAUAAAUAA